Molecule: messenger RNA, 369 nt
Organism: Effrenium voratum
Lineage: Eukaryota; Dinophyceae; Suessiales; Symbiodiniaceae
Source: the annotation of a GenBank genome assembly
AUGCAAAUCCGUCCCGUCGCUCGCCUUGGCUUCACCCGCGACGCCUGCGACGGCUGCGACACCCGCGACGCCUGCGACGGCUGCGACGCUACCGCGAAGGCACAUGCCCGAAGUAUCAAACGAUUUCUUGGAGCCUUGGAGGCACAAGGCCUUACACUCUCAGUGAGCGACGAGCUCCGACGCCCAAAAGCUGAAGCAGUGCAUGCUUCAAGCUCAAUGUCCAGUACCCCAAGAAUCCGUUGGUCGAAAUGCCAACCUUUGCUCGAACCCCAGCUGCGAGUGGCCACUGCUUUGAUAUCAAAAUGGCAAAUAUCUCAGGUGUCUCACCCAAUCCGAGCAAUCCAGGUUGAAGUGCUGUCCAAUACAUAA